Salvelinus sp. IW2-2015 is the source of this 5539-nucleotide messenger RNA. NCBI's taxonomy places the organism in Eukaryota, Metazoa, Chordata, Actinopteri, Salmoniformes, Salmonidae. The record is from RefSeq and is a predicted model, not a curated record.
CACCAAACGGAACUUGCUGAAUCAAAACAAUGGCCGAUUGGAGCUGGCUAACGUUACGUUAAAAAAAAAAACGAAUUCUAGUUUCAACUGUAGAUAAACAGGUGUGCGUUAUUUUUUAAGACAAUAUCAGUGUUAUGAGCAAAUGAUUCACUAGGUGUACUUUACGAGCAAGAAGCUAGCUGUUUGUGGCCUGCUUUGAGCGUCGCCAUGAGUGAUGUUGUCGAGAAGACUCUGUCUGCUCUCCCGAGCCUCCUUUCGCUAGACUCGCAGGCAGGAGCUGGGAAACUUUCCCCCUCCUCCAAAUUAGGGAAUCUGAUCAAAGGAAUCACUGAACUGACAUCCAAACAUGAGGAGGAAAAGCUUAUUAAAAAGGAACUGGCGUCUAUCAAGGAGCAGGUAGCAUCUCCCAACACCACCAUGCGUCAGAUGAAGGAAAUAAUGGUGAGAGCCAUCUACUGUGAGAUGCUGGGUUACCAGGCGUCCUUCAGUUACAUUCACGCCAUCAAGCUGGCCCAGCAGGGCAGUGUCCUGGAGAAGAGAGUGGGUUACCUUGCUGUAUCCUUGUUCCUUAAUGAAACUGAUGAGUUUCUGCUACUCCUGGUGAACACAGUCUUAAAGGAUCUGCAGAGUACCAACCUGAUCGAGGUGUGCAUGGCUCUAACUGUCGUCAGUCAGAUGUUUCCCAAAGAUAUGAUACCUGCCAUCCUACCGGUGGUGGAGGAGAAACUCACACAUCCAAAGGAGAUCAUCCGGAGGAAAGCAGUCCUGGCUCUGUACAAGUUCUACCUGAUCGCACCGAACCAGGUGCAGCACAUCCACAGCAAGUUUAGGAAGGCCCUGUGUGACAAAGACCCCGGAGUCAUGACAGCCUCUCUACACAUCUACCUACAGCUCAUCAAGGAGAGCCCAGAGAGUUAUAAGGAUCUGACCGGGAGCAUGGUAACCAUCCUGAGGCAGGUGGUAGGAGGUAAACUCCCCCUGGACUUCAACUACCACAGUGUUCCUGCUCCCUGGCUUCAGAUACAGCUGCUCAGAAUACUGGCCUACCUGGGGAAGGAAGACCAGGGCACUAGUGAGGUGAUGUAUGAUGUACUGGAGGAGUCGUUAAGAAGAGCAGAGAUGAAUCACAACAUGACUUACGCCAUUUUAUUUGAGUGUGUGAAGACCAUCUAUACCGUUCAUCCUAAGUCACAACUGUUGGAGAAAGCAGCGGAAUGCAUCGGGAACUUUGUCCUAUCGCCUAAGAUCAACCUCAAAUAUCUGGGUCUGAAGGCUCUGACGUACGUGGUGCAACAGGAUGCUAACCUGGCCCUGCCUCACCAGAUGACCAUCAUAGAGUGUCUGGACCACUCUGAUGUCAUCAUUAAGCGCGAGACACUGGAGUUACUCUUCCGCAUCACCAAUGCCCAGAACGUUACAGUGAUCGUCGAGAAGAUGCUUGAGUUUCUCAGGCUGACCUGUGACGACUACAGCACUAUAGACCUCGUGGGGAAAGUAGCAGAACUAGCUGAAAAGUAUGCCCCAGACCAUGUCUGGUUCAUCCAGACUAUGAACUCUGUGUUCUCUCUGGGGGGUGACAUGAUGCAGCCUGACAUCCCUAACAACUUCCUUAGACUACUGGCAGAAGGUGUUGAUAAUGUGGAGGACAAGCAGCUGAGGAUAUUUGCUGUGGACUCCUACGUGUCCUUGCUACAGGGGGAGACGGCCAAGCUGCCCCAACGCUUCCUACAGGUCAUCAGCUGGGUGCUGGGUGAGUAUUCCUACCUGAGAGAGGAGGACUUAGACCCAGGCAGCGUGAUGAGACUGCUAGCCAGACUACUGGACCAGAGACACACCUCCACUGAGACCAGGAGCUGGGUACUGGGGGCCAUGACCAAGCUGUGCUCCAGCCCAGUGUCUGUGGCCCUGGCCAGGGAUGUGUGUGAAAGGUACUCUGGGUCUCUGAAUACGGUGCUCCGGCAGAGGGCCCAGGAACUGAUGAUCCUUAGCCAGGAUACAAAGCUCCGAGCCAGGGUACUGCCAGCCGAGGGCAAGCUAGAAACCCUGGAGGUAGACUCGUCCCUGUCCUUCCUGGAUGGCUAUGUGUCUGAGGCGUUGGCUGCUGGGGCAGCUCCGUAUAAAUCUCCUCAUCAGAGGCAGGAGGACCUGGUCCAGGAGAAAGCUCUGAGCCUGGAGCCUAUGGUCUGUCCCUGCCGGUCAGUCUGUCGUCCUGCAGCAUCACAAGACAGACUGACAGACAGACCGGUCCUAAUGGCCUGUACUCAGGGCUCCACUGUCCCUCCAUCAGGUCCUAAUGCCUGCUCUACCACUCUGAAGUUGGACGGGGUGAAGAGGGUGUGGGGGAAGGACGGGUACCUGGCCCAGCAGCAGAGUGCAGGAGAGACCCCAACCCCCCUAGUGGAGCUGCCCAGUCCCCUGCUGUCCCCUCAGAGCCCACCCUCCCAGACACAGAAACCCUCCUCUGGACCUGAGCCUGACCAGGAGAAACGGCAGCUGGCCUCGUCGCUCUUUGUUGGCCUGGGGUCCCACAACUCUGUGUGUCUGAUGGGCCGAGCCGAGCCGGCGCCCCGACACUUCAGAAGGAAACCCAGAGGGGAGUCAUCAGGCGCCAGCGAAGGCUCCUCUGACUCCUCCCACUCGUCUCGCAGCGCUGCCGUUGACAACCUUCUGCUUAGCAACCUACUGGACUCGACCACUGUGGCCUCAGAGGGGGGUGCUGCUACCACCACCGCACCUCAACAGACCUCCCAGAGAACGCUGGACCAUACCACUAGCAACGGUAGCCCCCAUGUAGAGGAGACGGAGCAGAGAGUAGAGGCAGGAGGACCUCUCUCUCUGAUCAGGGGAAAUGGCAUGGUGGCUGUUGUACCGCCCACAUACACACAGACAGACCCACAAACACAACAAGAUCUACACCCAGCUCCAGCCCUAGAUAUAACCAGGGACCUCCCUCUCACCUCCCACCUGCCAGCAGAGCUCUCUGGGCUGGCCCGCUCUGAGUUCACCCCCCUCUGCUCGGAGCAGGACUCUAGCCUGGCUCUGUCAGCCUGUAGAGUGUAUAAAGAGGAUGCCUUAGUGUUGCUGGUCUUCAUUUCCAACAACACUGACUCGGCGCUCCACCAGAUGGCGCUGCAGCUCACCUGCAAGGAACUGGAGAUCUCCUGUAUCUCAGGKAGUCCGUUAAAGGAGGUUAAGGGUCACAGUGUGUCGGUUUGUCUGCACACUGUUGUCAUGAAGAGAGCCUCAGUCCAGGUGGAGCUGGCUGGGUUACUGUCCUACCAGAGACCCCUGGGCCAGCCCCAGGCAGCACAGUUCUCACUGAGCCUCUCCCUGAAACACUUCCUCAGGCCGUUGACUGUGUCCACAGGGGAUUAUGGGAAAAUGUGGUUGUCUUUCUCUCAUGACUUGAARCAGAACCUUCGACUGGUAACAACAGAACACCAAGAACCUCUGACGGCCACACUGGACGCGCUGAAGGGCAAACUACAUCUCCACGUUGUCGACAUCAUAGGGUCGGAGGGCAUCGUGGCGUGCCGGCUGCUCCAGGGUCAAGGUCAGGGUCAGCCAUGUCUGCUUCACUGUCGUGUCCACGCUGACUCUCUGGCCGUGUGGCUGCGCUCCCCUGUCCCCGAGCUGCCUGACUCCCUCCUCUACCACUGYCAGAAAGCCCUGACGGAGACCUGAGCCGGGCCGUGUCUCAUUCCAGGAAGUUGUUCCCUUCCUUCUGCUUUCGUUCACCUCACUGAUCAUUUUUUAAAAAGUUAUAUGGCAGCGACUAAGGAUGCGUUUAGACAGGCAGCCCAAGUUUUUUUCACUAAUUGGUCUAAUCCAAUCAGCUCUGAAGAUCUGAUGUGAAUGGUCAAAAGACCAAUUCGUGGAGAGAAAAAAAGAAGAGAAUUGGCCUGCCUGUCUAUUUGGUUUACACCUGCCCAGUUGUUUGUCUCAUCGGUGAAGGAGAGUCAACAAGGACGAAGGGGAGGAAACCACUUUAUGGAAUGAAGUGCAGCCCUGCGCUCACAGGCCCCAAGCACCACCACUGAGGGGCCAACUGAAGUACAUAGAAUCUCCUCAUUGAAGCAAUCACACAGAGACAUACAGUGGAAAGCAGCUGAUGUUACGUGUCCUUGUCUUUGCAGUACAGUGUUUGCUAUAUAUUUUUCUCAACGGUGAUUUCACGAGGUUUCAUAUUUUUUAUGCUCAUGUAUUUAUUGCGUUUUUAACGGGAACAACUAAUUGUUCUUAUCGCUUCACAUAGCUCUUUGAGAAAACGUGAGCUGUGAACCUCAGAAGGAACUAGUGGAAAGCGUGCUCUGUAUUAGACACCCUCUGGAAAUAAACAAACACUUAUUAAAUGAGGAGCUUUGACUUGACUUAAUAAGCUUCCCUAUCUGUGUGAGAAGGAAGUCCAGGAAGUCUAGAAGUCAUGGGAUUCUUGGCCAUGUUUCCCAUUUUAUCUUUUAUCUGAUCAUUGGUCUUAUUGGUCUCCUAGACUCUUUCUUUCCCUCUCUCCCUCUCUCCCUCUUCCUCCUUUCGCUCUCUCUUACUCCUCUCUUCCUCCUCUCUCCCUCUUCCUCCUCUCUCCCUCUUCCUCCUCUUGUAGCUAUGACACUAGUUGAGCUGCUGUUGAAUGGCUCACAAAAGCUUCAGUAGGUAAGUUAAUGACAUGAUCAAUAUGCAGAAAGGUAUUAUCAAGGCAGAAAUGUUUCAGUUUAACAGUACAUGUUAUACUGAACUGUCAUUGUCAUGCAUGUUACGUUCUCCAGACGCUGCAUCUAAUAAUUAAUGAUCUACUAACAGUAUGCAUUUGAUUKAUUUCCAAUUCACAGGCAAGAGCUGAAACCCAGGAGUCAUCGAUGAUUAUAUUUUUAUAACAAUGCAGCGUUUCAAACGUUUAUUUAUUUGAUAUUCUUAUAGAAUAUAUUUGGUUAUCUUGUGAAAUACAAGAUAAAAGAGCUUUAAGUCAAAACCUUUUUGCUUCAUGUGUUCCCCUCGGAUAUCAGUUAGUCUAACGUUAAUCUAUUCCACUACACACGUCCUCCUCRUGCUUGCUGUGCGCCAUAGCCAGGGGACAAAGUUCAUCUGUUCGUUUUCAAUGAUAUUCAAUGUGUGUUCAGAUGUGUAUCAUUUUUUGCYUUUUCGUUUUGUAAAAGCUUGAGUGCUAAAAGUGGAUACUUUUUUUUUAUGGAACCGAAGAAUUGUAUGUAAUUUGAACGCUAACACAAAGAUAACCAACCAAAAACACCUUAUGCUCUGAUGCCAAGGAGACAUGUUMAUUUUGUGCCUGUAGUACAAAGAGACCCGUGUACUUUAGUGCCUGUCUGCAGUUCKGCUUACUUUAGUUAAUAAACCUGACAUUUAACCAUUUUACUCGUCUAUUUAGGUAAUCAUUCAUUACCUUGAACAUGCAACACCAGUAACCAUGUGAAAAGAAGUUUAAGUUUUCAAGACUUGAGGAUAAAAUACUUGUAUAAAGAAUUGUUUGUAUCAUGUGCAUAACUACUGUAACCAUUUACUCAAUAAAAUAAGAAUUGUGUAGAAA